CGGUUUGGGGGUUUCAGGUUGUUCACAUUCAAACAACAAGGAAUAAAAAGAAAGUAACUCGCAGCAGAAAUGGACACCGCAAACCAGCUUGCAUCCGGAGGGACGUUUCAGGUGCUUAAAUUACCACUGGGAUUUAUCCGUGUUUUGGAAUGGCUCUUUGCCAUAUUUGCCUUUGCAACCUGUGGUGGAUACACCGGGCAGCUGCGGGUCAGUGUGGACUGCAUGGAGAAGGCCAGCAGCAAUCUCAGCAUCGGCAUUGACUUCGGUUAUCCCUUCAGGUUGCAUCAGGUGUCAUUUGAAGCCCCCGCAUGUGAAGCAACACGGAGGGAGCGAGUCUUCCUCAUUGGAGACUAUUCGUCCUCUGCAGAGUUCUUUGUCACCAUUGCGGUCUUUGCCUUCCUGUAUUCUCUCGUGGCCACCGUUGUCUAUGUUUUCUUUCUCAACAAGUAUCGUGAAAUCAGCCGGGCGCCACUGAUAGACUUUACAGUGACAGUAGUGUUCUCCUUUAUGUGGCUGGUCAGCUCCUCUGCAUGGGCCAAAGCCUUAUCUGACGUCAAACUGGCCACUGAUCCAGAUGAGGUGCAGCUCCUCAUCCCCGCCUGCAAAAUCCAGACCAACAAGUGCGGCUCUGUGCACGGAGCGCGGUGGUCCGGGGUCAACACUUCAGUGGCAUUUGGGUUUCUCAACUUCGUGCUGUGGGCCGGAAACAUCUGGUUUGUCUUCAAGGAGACAGGCUGGCACAAAGGUGCCUCCCGAUUGGCAGGCGGAGCGUCCGAGAAGCAGGCCGGCACCUUUAACCAGCAGCCCUACAACCAGGGGAGCUUCGAGCAGUCGGGGAGCUACAGCAGCCAGGGCCAGCCGUCCGAGUACAGCGAGGUGGGAGGGCCCACCUCCUACUCCAAUCAGAUGUAGCCGUGCCUUUUUAUCCAGUGAACGGCACCUCUGCGUCUUCAACCAGGGCAAUCAGGAGACGGUGACAGAGGAGAAGUGAAGAGUUUGUCAUCAAUUUGUCUGUACAAAAAACAAAAUGGGUGAUCGUUAAAAAA
Molecule: messenger RNA, 1046 nt
Organism: Salarias fasciatus (jewelled blenny)
Lineage: Eukaryota; Metazoa; Chordata; Actinopteri; Blenniiformes; Blenniidae
Product: synaptoporin-like
Exons: 6
Coding region: 70-912 (280 amino acids)
Cellular component (GO): synaptic vesicle membrane; synaptic vesicle
Source: RefSeq, a predicted model, not a curated record